Molecule: messenger RNA, 1167 nt
Organism: Indicator indicator
Lineage: Eukaryota; Metazoa; Chordata; Aves; Piciformes; Indicatoridae
Gene: RHBDD2
Product: rhomboid domain containing 2
Cellular component (GO): membrane
Molecular function (GO): serine-type endopeptidase activity
Source: RefSeq, a predicted model, not a curated record
AUGGUAACGGGCCGCCGCAGCGCCUCGCGUUGCCGUGGCAACCGCGCAGGCCUUCCGGUGGUGGCCGGAAGCGGGCGGUGCGCGGCGGCAGCCAUGGCGGCGGGGCUGAGGCCGCCGCCGGUCGCGACCGUCCUCAUGCUGCUGCUGUCGAUCGGUGUCUCCGCGCCUGGGCUGCUGCGGGGUCCGGCCACCGCCCGCUCCGCCGCCUCGCUGCGGGCCGCUGACCUGCAUGCGGGGGAAGUUCACAGGCUGCUCACCUACAUCUUCCUCUAUGAAGACCUGGCAUCCCUGGCCUGUGGUGCUGUUAUCAUCUGGUACUUUGCUGGCAGCUUUGAGAAGCACGUUGGCACGGUGAAGCACUGCUUCCUCACCAGCGCCUUCGCCGUCCUCGCCGCCCUCCUCUACCUCCUGCUCGAGGCCUUUGUGUCGAGGCUGUCAGAGGUGGAAGAUGCCAAAGGGUUCAUGCCUGUGGCCUUUGCAACCUUGGGGGUGUCCACCACCCGCUCCCGGAUGAAGAGGGCUCUGCUGUUCGGGGUUCAAGUUCCGGUGGUGCUGGUGCCCUGGUUCCUGCUCUGCUUGGUGUGGUUUGUCCCCAGCUCUUCUCUGCUGAGUAACCUGUGUGGGCUCCUGGCAGGGGCAGCCUAUGGCCUUGGCUACUGCUCCUGCUUGGAUUUCCCAGAGCCAGUGGCCUCCAAGCUGGACCAGAUGUUGCCUUUCAGCCUGCUGAGGAGGAUACCAGGACUGAGAUACAUCCCAGGGUCCUCAGCAGAGAGAAGAGCCUUUGAAAGCUGCAAGCUGAUGCCCACGCCCGGCACCUACCCCACCCAGAGCUAUCACUGCUCCUCGCCUCCAGCUCUUCCUGCUUCCCAGGUGCAGCAUCCCAGUGCCCAGAGACAGGGCUUUCACCCUGCUCUGGGGCAGAAGGCAUCUCAGCAGCCCCAUGCUGCAGGACACAGCCUGGCUGGAGCCACCCUGAGCAGUGCUGGAGCCUACCCUGGGCAGUGCUGCCAGCUGGCUGGCUUCCCUCCACAACAGCACCUGUGCCCACCUCAGCCACAGACACCCACAGGCCUGGGCCUCCUGGCUGGGGUUCAGCAGGUGUCAGGCUGCCCAGCAGCCACAGUGGCUUCUGUUCCAGCAGAAGUGUCCAGAGUCCAGGUGUACUGA